UGAGGAUCGCGAUGAAGCGUCCAGGCUCCAAUCACGUGAAUGCACGCACGCUCAAUUUUGUUAAAUUGCACACCGCUCUCCCUCCGUGUCCUGCUGCUGGAUGUCGACACUCUUCGCAUACGCAACAACACCACAGUUCCCCCCCUGUGUGAAUAGCAAACAUGCCUCAAGCAGUCAUUGUCCACGACGUGCUGGGCACUCUCUUCAGCCUAGACGAACCGAUCUCGGCGCUUCGUCAGGCCUUCUCCGAUCAAUUGUCUUCGCAGCCAGACAUUGUGCCGGAGCUCAUCAUCAUGGAUUGGUAUCAUGCUGCGCAACGUGACUUUCUCAAUCUAAGCAUCAACAACGCAUACAUGCCAUUCUCCGAAGUUUUCAAGAGCACCCUUCCGAGGAUACUGCUUCAAGCUGGCUUGAAACCAACAGAUGCGUCAGUGCCGAAAGCAGCAGCGACGAGCGAUGUCGCGAAUGCAUUGCGUCGAGGCGGGGCUCUGCAGGGUCCAGGACCUAAUGGAGAUGUCAAAGGCUUUGACGACGAAGUGUCUCAGAUCAUGUCAUCACUGCGACGCUUGACACCCAGACCCGGCAUGCUCGAGGCUUGGAAGCGGUACGAGGCCGCACACGCAGAAGUGUGGGGCGCGACAAAUGGCGGUCUCGCACUUGCUUCCAAACUCUUCGAAGGCGCUCUCGGGCAGGGUUGCAUCCAAAAGCAGCAGCAAGACCGAGGCACGGCUUUGUUCUCGUGCGACGAAAUCGAGGUGGCCAAGCCGGAUGCUAGGGUGUACGAGGCGGUGAGACAGAGAGCGACGCAAGGCAGACAGCCGCAAACCAUUGACCUCUGGUUUGUAGCCACGCAUACAUGGGAUCUCUUCGCGGCCAAGAAAGCAGGUUUCAAAACAGCAUGGGUUUGGAACGAAGAGUUCCACGCGAGCUCAGCGAUUUACGGGGAGCCUGACAUCAUCGCCUCGAACCUCGACGAUGCAGCCAAGCAGAUUUUGGAGCGCGCGCUGCGUACCUGACCGAGGUUUCGAGUUUGCGGAAGCGAAUGACAUUUGGGCAAAUUGGCAUUGCGAUAUAUUGGCGGUGGAUCGUGCGAGGUCCACGCGGAGGAGGGCGGCGUUUCACUUUCCUCUUUUGCCACCUCUGCCCGCUUUGCCUCCUCGUGCUCUCUUACUGGGUGUCCCUCUUUGUAGGCUGUCAUCUUCCUCCUCGCCUGCAUCUCGCUUGACGGCCUUCUUGUCAUCCGUGGCGCCCUCCGCGCCCAGAUCGCCUGCGUUCCCGGCCUCCGCGAUGCAGCUGGGGCAGUGCCACUCGCCCUCAGGCACGGAGCUCAAAGGCGGAGAAAGACACUUGAGGUGCCAUGGGUUCUCGCACUUUUCGCAUUCCAGCAACACGUCUUCGCUGCCUUGCGCAGACUCUUCUCGCGAGCAUUUGAGACAGUGGUCAGAGGACGGCACGACUUCUGGAAAUCUCGGCAGCUCGGAGUACGUUUCUCCU
This is a messenger RNA of Ceraceosorus guamensis, 1494 nucleotides long. RefSeq names its product HAD-like protein. The transcript is spliced from 4 exons. NCBI's taxonomy places the organism in Eukaryota, Fungi, Basidiomycota, Exobasidiomycetes, Ceraceosorales, Ceraceosoraceae. Bases 162 to 1016 code for a protein of 284 amino acids. The record is from RefSeq and is a predicted model, not a curated record.